Molecule: messenger RNA, 735 nt
Organism: Chaetomium strumarium
Lineage: Eukaryota; Fungi; Ascomycota; Sordariomycetes; Sordariales; Chaetomiaceae
Exons: 1
Coding region: 141-530 (129 amino acids)
Source: RefSeq, a predicted model, not a curated record
CACAACUGCGGUCACCUGCAGCAUCUGGCGGCCGCAGCAGGCCGCUAACGUUAGUCAGUGGCUGGGUGAACCACGCUUUGUUGGAGGAGCCUUGCGAGACCGACGUUGCAACCCUAACAAAAUUGCUGAUUGAUCCUUCGAUGCUAGCUGAACGUUCCUCAACCUGGGCUGUAGGGCUGGCUCGCAUUUAUGACCCAGAGGAUCUGGACCCAAGUCCGAUAGGCAAACUUAUAGAUCCUGGCCGGUGCUUGAUGAGCGAGGGGUUCUACGGGACAGUUGGAUACUUUCCACAUUCGGAACUUGUAGGCCAUCAUCCUAAGCUCCGAGAAUCAAGUCCUUGCCAUCCAAGUCAUUUUAUUAUCUUCCAUUUUUAUGUUCUCAUCUGCGUUCUCCUCUCUAAGGUAUUUCUCUUACCUUUAUUUCUAUCUUUGUCUUUUCUACUUCUCUUUCCUUGUCUCUUGCUGGCUUCUUCUCAGUCUGCUUUCGUCUUCUGUUGUUGUCCUCUAUUCUCCGUUUUAUUACAGUAUUAAGGUUAUGGCCGGUGGUGGUCAAAAGCCUAACUAUUAUACGUACUUUAUUGAUAAUAUGAAACAAUUGGCCGCGUGGUGUAGUUGGUUAUCACGUCAGUCUAACACACUGAAGGUCUCCAGUUCGAACCUGGACGUGGUCAUUCGUCAAUUUCUUUUGCAAACAUGUAUUCCACACGUUAAUUUAUAUUUAUAUGUAUUACUUUUU